Alosa sapidissima (American shad) is the source of this 3185-nucleotide messenger RNA. RefSeq names its product ESF1, nucleolar pre-rRNA processing protein, homolog (S. cerevisiae) (gene esf1). Gene Ontology annotation, biological process: rRNA processing. Gene Ontology annotation, molecular function: RNA binding. The transcript is spliced from 14 exons. Bases 174 to 2579 code for a protein of 801 amino acids. The record is from RefSeq and is a predicted model, not a curated record. Lineage: Eukaryota; Metazoa; Chordata; Actinopteri; Clupeiformes; Clupeidae. Gene Ontology annotation, cellular component: nucleus.
GGGCAUGACGGGAAAACACGUGGAGAGAUGUGUGUUUUCAUGCAGCUGACCCUUUUGAAGUGAGAUUUCAUCACUGGUUUCAAGCAUUUAUUUACAUUAUACUUUUAAUGUAACCACAAAAGUCUGCGUUAUUUAACAGGUAACUUAGCAAGCACGAAAACAAAACCAGAGACAUGGCUUCAAAGAAGAGCCAGGACGGCGACGACCGUUUUCUCAAGGUGAAGAAGGACCCUCGCUUUUGGGAGAUGCCCGACAAGGAGCGCAAAAUCAAGAUUGAUAAGCGGUUCCAGUCUAUGUUCCACGACGACCGUUUCAAACUUAAAUACACAGUCGACAAGCGCGGCAGACCCGUCAACCACACCUCGUCCGAGGACCUGAAGAAGUUCUACAAGCUGUCAGACUCGGAUGUGUCCGACGCGGAGCUGGAGGAACAAGGAGGUAAGAAAAAGAAGAAGAAAAAGAAGGCACUCAAAGCGGAGUUGGAGGAGAUCCAAGACGAAGAGGAGGAAAAAGACGAGGAGAUAUCAAAGAAAGACAAGAAAACAACUUCAAAACCGAAAGACACCCCACUCAAGACAGUGCAGCCAAAAAGAGGGGUGAAGGUCUACGAGGAAGGUGAGGAAGAGGAGGCGCCAAGUGAUGAUGAAGAAGGAGACGAUGAGGACGACGACGAUGAUGAUGAUGAUAGUGUUGAUAUGGAGGAGGGUGUCUCAGAAGGUAGUGAGGAGGAAGUGGAGGGAGAAGAGGAUGACGAUGAAGAAGACGACGAUGAAGACGUAGGUACCGAGUCUGAGGAUGAGGAGAGCGAGAGUGACAGCGGCCCCGACUUGGCCAGAGGGAAAGGCAACGUGGAGACCAGCUCAGACGAGGACGAUGAGGACGAGGUGGAGGACAUGCUUCGUCGCGAGGCAGAUGAGAUUGUGCACGACUGGGGCGAGAUGUGGAAGGACGCUCCUCGUGCUGAUGAGAUGUCCCGGCGGCUGGCGGUGUGCAACAUGAACUGGGACCGGAUGAAGGCCAAAGACCUGCUGGCCCUCUUCAACUCCUUCAAACCUAAAGACGGCGUCAUCUUCUCUGUCAAGAUCUACCCGUCUGAGUUUGGGAAAGAGAGGCUGCAGGCUGAGCAGACCCAGGGCCCUAUGGAGCUCGCCGCUCUGCCUGACGACCUGGACGACAACGACACAGAAGAGAAGAGGCUGUACCGAGAGAAGAUCAGGGACUACCAGUUCAAGCGUCUGCGCUACUACUACGCCGUGGUGGAGUGUGACUCGGUGAAAACGGCGGCGAAGAUCUACGAGGAGUGUGACGGCUUCGAGUACGAGAGCAGUUGCUCCACCAUGGACCUGCGGUUUAUUCCAGAUGACAUGGCGUUUGAGGACGAGCCCACGGACUCCGCAGUGGACGUGGACCUGUCCAGCUACCAGCCCAAAGUCUUCAGCUCCACGGCCAGCACCACUGCUAAGGUGGAGCUGACGUGGGACGAGACGGACCAUGAUCGCGUCACGGCUUUCAGCAGGAACUUCAACAAAGACGAGCUGCUGGACAUGGACUUCAAGGCUUACCUGGCAUCCUCAAGCGAGGACGAGGAGGAAGAUGAAGAGGGGGAGGAGCAGGAGCAGAUCGAAGUCAUUCCAGAAGCUCCGAAGCCAGCGGUAGAGAUCAGUGAGCCGAAGCAGAAGAAGGAGAAGAAGAAGAAGAAGCCGAGUAAGGAGGACCAGAUCGCCAAGUACAGGGAGCUGCUGCAGGGCAUCCAGGACAAGGAGCGCAGUAAGGAGCGCGAGCGCGACAUGGAGAUGGAGAUCACCUGGGUGCCAGGUCUGAAGGAGAAGACGGAGAAGCUGGUGAAGAAGAAGAUGGAGGGGAAGGAGGAGCUGACGCCGUGGGAGGAGUUCCUGCAGAAGAAGAAGGACAAGAAGAGCGAGAAGAAGAAGAGAGCCAAACAGUCUGCCGAAGUGGCCAUCAGUGAUGACGAGCUUCCUGCUGACGUUGACUUCAAUGACCCCUUCUUCUCUGAGGAGCUCGGCAACACCGCCCUGAAGAGUAAAGCCAAGGGCAAGAAGAACAAGAGGGAGGUGGAGGAGAAAACGCCAGAAGAGAUGGAGGAGGCGGAGAGGCAGAAGGCUGAGAUGGCUCUGCUGAUGGAUGACGAUGAAGGCGAGCAGCACAAGCACUUCAACUACGACAAGAUCGUGGAGGAGCAGAACCUGAGCAAGAAGAAGAAGAAGAAGCUCCUGAAGAGCAACACACCCCUGGAGGAGGAUAACUUCCAGGUUGACCUGAAGGACCCUCGGUUCGACGCCAUGUUCACAUCUCACCUGUACAACCUGGACCCGUCAGACCCCGGCUUCAAGAAGACCAAAGCCUCGCAGAGCAUCGUGGCGGAGAAGCAGCGUCGCCGAGAGGAGAAGGAGCGGAGGCAGGAACAGGAAAUGGCUACCAAGAAACAGGAAGUGGACAGGGACGGGUCGACGUCGACGUCCAAGAGGAAAGAGGUGGACCCCAAUCUGUCUUUGCUUAUCAAGAACAUCAAGAACAAGACGGAACAGUUCCAGGCCCGCAAGAAGCAGAAGAUGUCUUAGAAGGUUCUGGAACAGCUCCAGGCCCGCAAAAAGCGGAUGUCGUCUUAGAACGUUCUGGAACAGUUCCAGGCCCGCAAGAAGCAGAAGAUGUCUUGAAACGUUCUGGUUUUGGAAGGUGGGAAACCACCUGCUUGAUUUGGGGGGUUACUGCUCUCAUUUCUUUGCAUCAUGUAACCUACGGACUGAUGCACGAUAUAACCGCAAAAGCAUCCCAUAAUUUACACACACACACGUGUGUGUAUCAUGACUUAUGAUAUCUGCUGCCUGGAACACCAUUUUAUUUUUGGAUUCGGGAUUAUCUAUAUAAACUUUUACUGUUUUGAGACUUAAGAUUUGUCUUCAUUCCAUCUAUCCAUCAUUAUUAUUAAAAGAGGAUUCAGAAAAGAAGUCACUUUCACAGAAACACUGUUAAACGUUUUUUAUUGUUCUAUUUUGAUACCAAUGCACACAUUCAUGAGUCUGUUGGCACUUGCACACAGGGAGAGAGAGUAAUGGCAGGUAUGUAUGACAGGCACGUCGAGCACUGGAAUCUCACAGGUGGUCUAACUGCCCUUAGAGCACCUACCACAGGCCAGUCAGAUUCAUAAACAAACAAACAAACAAACA